AUGUUUGAGGCGCUACGAACACCUCGGAGGAUUAUUCUUUCGGGUACCCCGAUUCAAAACGAUUUAGGCGAAUUCCAUGCGAUGGCUGAUUUUUGCAAUCCGGGUCUUCUCGAUGACUACAACAUAUUCCGCAAAGUGUACGAGACGCCUAUAUUGAAGAGCCGAGCGCCAGGGUCUUCUGCGAAGGAGACGGAACUCGGCGAGGCUCGAUCGGCCCAGCUUUCAGCUAUUGCCCGGAGCUUCGUACUCAGGAGAGACGCUACCAUCUUGAAGAAAUAUUUGCCUCCGAAGCAUGAAUAUGUUGUAUUCGUUACUCCAACCAAGGUCCAGCUGUCGAUAUUCAAUAAGAUUCUUACGGCGGAUAGAUUAGACAACCUUGUUAGGAACUCCACAGCGGAGUCACUGGCUCUCAUCAACAUGCUGACGAAGAUCAGCAACAGUCCGAUUUUGCUGAAAGCUACUUUAGACCAGGCAAAAAAUAGAGCGGACCAGGGUGGUGAUGUCAUCAAAAAGAACGCGAUUGAGGAAGCCCUCAAGUUACUCCCGGAGAGGGCUCGAGUGGACGAUGUGACUCUCAGCGGCAAGCUCACGGCUCUUGCUCAUCUACUUCGUGCACUGCAUAAGCACACGGAUGAGAAGUGUAUCAUUGUAUCGCAUUAUACGUCUACGCUAAAUCUCGUGGAAGCAUUUUGCAAGAAGCAGGCGUACACAUACCACCGCCUAGAUGGGCAAACGCCGGCCCCAAAGAGACAAGAAUACGUGAACGAAUUCAACAAAUCAAACCAGGCGAAGCGCUUCAUAUUCCUUCUGAGCUCAAAGGCUGGAGGCGUCGGAUUGAACCUCAUCGGCGCCUCAAGACUCUGUCUGAUCGACUCAGAUUGGAAUCCAAGUCAUGAUCUCCAGUCUAUGGCUCGUAUUCAUCGUGAUGGGCAGAAGCGCCCCGUUUUCAUAUACCGAUUUCUGACCGCUGGUACCAUCGAUGAGAAAAUAUACCAGCGGCAAGUGACUAAGUUGGGACUAAGCAACUCAUUGAUGGGAGAUGGACCUUCCGCGUCCAAGUCGGACUCCUUUACCCGUAAAGAUUUACAAGACAUCUUCACUAUCCAUCCACAUACCGCUUGCCACACGCAUGAUCUGCUAGAGUGCCCUUGCGAGUCGACUGGCGAUGGUGCAGCGACGAGCGAGUUGGGUGGCAUGCUUCCGCCUGCAGAAGAAGAUUACAGCAGCGGUGAAGAUGCGCCUGCAAGCUUCGUCGUUGCAUCACAGGUCGAUGCGGAACAGAUCGAGAAGCGGGACCGAGCGUACAUGAAACAGAAGAAGGCCCAACUAGCAGCCUUGGGCGAAUGGACACAUAUCAAUUGCCUGAAGCGCGGUGCUUAUGAGCGAAUCCAGGACGAUAUUCUGGGUGAUAUGCUAUACUCUCCGCCUACAGAGAAGUUGUCGGAUAAUGCAACUCAGAAUCGGAAGUUGUCCCUCCUGGACGCUGUAGACCUCGACAACCUCAAGGCUGCAAACCCCCCUCCGUUGUCUGUGGACCAAGUUCCCGGGGGGACUGUCUCAUUCCUGUUCGAACGUGGAUCGAAAGCGGAGAUAGUUGCCGAGGAAGCCAAUAUUGCUGAUCCAGACUCAGUCUAA
Molecule: messenger RNA, 1635 nt
Organism: Fibroporia radiculosa
Lineage: Eukaryota; Fungi; Basidiomycota; Agaricomycetes; Polyporales; Fibroporiaceae
Exons: 16
Coding region: 1-1635 (544 amino acids)
Biological process (GO): reciprocal meiotic recombination; double-strand break repair via homologous recombination
Cellular component (GO): nucleus
Molecular function (GO): ATP-dependent chromatin remodeler activity; ATP binding; DNA translocase activity
Source: RefSeq, a predicted model, not a curated record